AAGCGGUUCCGGGACGUGCGGGAGCCAACAUGGAGCCUGUCGGGGCUGCGGGACCUGGGGGAGGCUGGUGAGGGAGAGGUUCGACACAGAGCGGGCGCGGAGCCAGGGACGCUCCCGGUCUCUCCUGCGAGUGCCCGGCCGUGCGGCGGGCGGAGUUACCCGGACCAUGUCCCUGGGCGAGUACGAGCGGCACUGCGACUCCAUCAACUCCGACUUCGGCAGCGAGUCCUCGGGCCGGGGCGCGCCCCGCGCGGGCCCCAGCCUGGGCGCCGAGCAGGAGGAGCUGCACUAUGUCCCCAUCCGCAUCCUGGGCCGCGGCGCCUUCGGGGAGGCCACCCUCUACCGCCGGACCGAGGAUGACUCGCUUGUGGUGUGGAAAGAGGUGGAUCUCACCCGAUUAUCAGAAAAAGAGCGUCGUGAUGCUUUGAAUGAAAUAGUUAUCCUUGCUCUGUUGCAGCAUGACAACAUCAUUGCCUACUACAAUCAUUUCAUGGAUAACACCACACUGCUGAUCGAGCUGGAAUACUGUAAUGGGGGGAACCUCUACGAUAAGAUCCUGCGGCAGAAAGACAAGUUGUUUGAGGAAGAGAUGGUAGUGUGGUACCUAUUUCAGAUUGCAUCAGCUGUGAGCUGUAUCCAUAGAGCAGGAAUCCUUCACAGAGAUAUAAAGACAUUAAAUAUCUUCCUCACCAAGGCAAACCUGAUUAAGUUGGGAGACUAUGGGUUGGCAAAGAAGCUGAACUCUGAGUACUCCAUGGCUGAGACUUUGGUGGGAACUCCAUACUACAUGUCCCCAGAGCUCUGCCAGGGGGUGAAAUACAACUUCAAAUCUGAUAUCUGGGCUGUGGGCUGUGUUGUCUUUGAGCUUCUCACCCUGAAGAGAACCUUUGAUGCUACAAAUCCCCUAAACCUGUGUGUGAAGAUUGUAAAGGGAAAUCGGGCCAUGGAGGUUGAUUCCAGUGUCUAUUCCCUGGAGCUGAUCCAGAUGGUGCACUCCUGCCUCGAUCAGGAUCCUGAGAAGAGGCCAACUGCCGAUGAGCUGCUUGAACAUGUUCUUCUCAGCAAACGCAGGAGGGAGAUGGAGGAGAAAGUCACUCUGCUUAAUGGGCCAACCAAACGACCAAGGUCGAGCACCGUCAGUGAGACACCAAUUGCAGUGGUGACUUCGCGCACUAGUGAGGUGUAUGUUUGGGGGGGUGGGAAGUCCACCCCCCAGAAGCUGGAUGUCAUCAAAAGUGGCUGCAGUGCGCGCCAGGUGUGUGCCGGAAACACUCACUUUGCUGUGGUGACAGUGGAGAAGGAGCUCUACACUUGGGUGAAUAUGCAGGGGGGCACAAAGCUGCAUGGCCAGCUGGGGCAUGGAGACAAAGCUUCAUACCGGCAGCCAAAGCGUGUGGAGAAGUUGCAGGGGAAGGCUAUCCACCAGGUGUCCUGUGGGGAUGACUUUACCGUUUGCAUCACAGAUGAAGGCCAGAUGUAUGCCUUUGGCUCGGACUAUUAUGGUUGCAUGGGUGUUGACAAGGCAUUUGGCUCUGAGGUCCUGGACCCUCUGCAGCUGGACUUCUUCCUCAGCAACCCUGUGGAGCAGGUCUCCUGUGGAGAUAAUCACGUGGCUGUUCUGACCAGAAACAGAGAGGUCUACUCGUGGGGCUGUGGGGAGUAUGGGCGCCUGGGUUUGGAUUCGGAAGAGGAUCACUACACCCCUCAGAAGGUGGAUGUUCCAACGACCUUGAACAUUGUCUCAGUCCAGUGUGGCUGUGAUGGGACUUUCCUGCUGACCCAGACGGGCAAAGUGCUGGCAUGUGGACUCAACGAGUUCAACAAACUGGGCCUGAACCAAUGCACGUCUGGGAUCAUCAACCAUGAUACCUACUAUGAAGUUCCCUACACCACUUCCCUUACUCUGGCCAAGCAACUCUCCUUCUACAAGAUCCGCACCAUUGCCCCAGGAAAGACGCACACAGCCUCCAUAGAUGAGCGGGGACGCUUGCUGACCUUCGGCUCCAACAAGUGUGGACAGCUGGGUGUUGGCGACUAUAAGAAGCAUCUGGGAAUUAACCUGCUAGGAGGCCCCCUUGGGGGUAAGCAGGUGAUCAGGGUUUCAUGCGGAGAUGAAUUCACCAUAGCUGCUACUGACGAUAACCAUAUCUUUGCCUGGGGCAAUGGUGGGAAUGGACGUCUGGCAAUGACACCGACAGAGAGAGCUCAUGGCUCCGAUAUUUGUACUUCAUGGCCUCGGCCCAUUUUUGGGUCCCUGCAUCACGUUCCAGAUCUGUCCUGCCGUGGCUGGCACACCAUUCUCAUUGUUGAAAAGGUGCUGAAUUCCAAAACCAUCCGAUCCAACAGUAGUGGCUUGUCCAUCGGUACUGUGGCUCAGAGCUCCACAACUGGUGGAGGAGAGGAGGAGGAAAAUGAACGGGAAUUUGAAACCCCUGAUCCAAGUGGAGGCUUUCGGGGAACCAUGGAAGCAGAUCGUGGAAUAGGGGGCUGGGUCAGUGCAACAGAGGCCAUGGGGGACAGCAAUGCCGACAGCAGCUCCUGCCCUGGCUGGCUGCGUAAGGAACUGGAGAAUGCUGAAUUCAUCCCCAUGCCUGACAGCCCCUUUCCUAUGAGCACAGACUCUUCAGAGCCUGAAAAGGAGACUCUUCCCUACGUGGAACUGCAAGGACUCAAAGCGGCCUCUGAUGCUUCUGCUGAAUUCAACAAGCCCAAGACAGAGCCCCAGCAAAUGUGUUCAGCUCUAGCCCUGCCCUGUGUAGAGGGAAAGGCAGCAUCUCCAGCUUCAGCCUGUGUGUGCAGCACUUUGCAAACUGAGGUGGAGCGGUUGCAGGGCUUGGUGUUACAGUGUCUGGCUGAUCAACAGAAGCUGCAGGAGGAAACCAGUCGUCUCAGUGCCCAGCUCCAGAGGUUCUGCAGGGGGACGGAGGGAAUGCAGCAGCUGCAGGCUCAUUCCAAAGGAACCCAGACAGCCAAAGAAGAGAUGGAAACGGAUCCAAAAACUGACUUGGAUUCAGAUUCCUGGUGUCUCUUGGGAACGGACUCAUGCCGCUCCAGCCUCUAGUCUCCUGAGCCUGCUGGGGUCCAUUCAACUUCACAACACACUAACUGAAUGCAGAGAGCGGCUUUCCUGGCUUCAGGUCACUCACAGAUAAGGAGCGAGGGCGGAGGCUCCAGAGCAACACCCAUGUACGUUUGGUGAUAUGGUCUAGGAGUGAGUUUUCAGAGGGGCAGGGCCCUGAGCUCCAGGCCAUGGUCAGCUCAGUGAUUAUGGCAGCAGCAGCUCUUCUCUGUACCUCAUCCGUCAAUCCUGCCCUUGAGGCAAGACGACCCUGGACCCAUCAUGUUGAUGGCUCCAGUAGCAGCUUGUGGCCCUUUUGUUUCAUUGCUUCCUGAGAGCUGCCCUUGGGACCCCAGCAUUAGUCACUGCACCUCUAGAGGAGAGAAAGAGAACCAUUGAGAACGGAAGUUGGCUGAACUCUAACUCCCAAUCUUCACUUUAGAGUGGUGAACUCUGAGCUGCUCACGGCCAUUAUGGCAAUGGACAGGGCCUUAGCCUGUGGGACAGCUCAAUGCUGCUUAUGGGCAAACAGAGCUUUGAAUGUGUUUUACUUUGGAGGCAGUGGGGAGAUGGUGAUAGAAAGCGUGCCCCUGACUUGAGGUGCAGCCAUUGGCCAUACAGCUGUGUGCCCUAGUCCUACAGAUGAAGUUUAAAUGCUUUAUUCUGAGGACCUAGCACUCAGCUAGUGCUUUUCACCCUCCAAGCACUGCACAAACAGGAGAAUUGGAUGUAGUUUCCAGUUGUAACAGAGGGAACUGCUUGAGAUAGGGUUCUUGAGUUCAGACCAGCUGCUUCCUAAACAGAAAAGGGGUGUCUGGAUCUCAGGCUGUGUCACACUCAUUACUCCAUCUGUUCAGCUAGUUUUGGGUGCCAGAGCUCCUCUUGUCAUGUCUGGUUUCUCAGAGUGAGACCAUUGCUGCUCCUGGCUUUGCUUCUACUUAUCCCUCACAAUAGGCUGGCACACAGUCUCCAUGCUGGUGUCGGCCUCGUCAGUAUUCCCCCCAACCACUCCAUUGUUUUGACAAAGUGGGAGCACAGCUGCCCUCUCAGCAUGGGUCUUUACUGCAGUGCACACAGAAUGUAUCUUUCCCAAGGGCAGUAUAUGGUUAGGCCUCAGUCUAAGUCUCACCCCUUCUCUAGCUGCACCAGGUUCUCUCCCAAGGAACUUGAAGUGGCCUGACACUUGGGACUUUCCCAUAUCCCUAGUAGGGAAUGAGAUUAGAUUUUUCUAAAUUGUUUAGCUAAUUGACUUGGGGUGGAUUUUUGGGUUGGGAAGGGCCUCUAGGGGGAAGCUAGUCCCUCACUCCUUCCCCAGGGUGGGGCUUCUAGGAAGCAGAGUCCUCUCCUCCCGUGCAGUGGGGUGGGACUGUGAUUUCAUUAUCCCUAAAACUGUCCCCAUCACCCAGGGUGUCUCUGGUGUUGCCUUGAAUCUUUCAAUGAGAGCUGUUUCACCUGCCUUAGACUUUUCUUCCCUUGUGGGGACUGUUUAAGGGUGCUAAGGUUUUUCUUGAUGAAAUCCUCUGUCUGGGGACAGAUGCCAAAGUGUCAUGCUUGGAAUCAGUGCUCUUUUAGGAUCUUCUCUCGUGUCUAUCACUAUAGUAUCCUAGAGCUGAAUCAAAUGCAGUCUGUUCUGGGCAGCAACCUGGGCAGAGUUAGACCUCAAUCUGGCUGUCCUUAUCGUUGUAGGGAGGAAAGGAGGGAGACAGCUCCAAUGUAGAGUCUUGAAUGCCAGGAGUUCAAGGAUUGCUUGGUUACUGUUGGUGACUAUGCCCUCUCUUCUCCCAUACGUAUUGGAGCCAUUUCUCAGGUUAGGAGUCCCAGCAUAAGAAUUCUGUUGCUGCAGUGGAGAUGGAGUCUGUCAUGUUGCAGCAGUGGCUUUGAGAAGGAGUGAAGUGCUAAUCCUAAGCCAUGUCCAAUAAGCAAGCACCAAGCUGAUGGGAGUCGCUCUCCUGCAGUGUACUGCUAUCCUCGUUUCUCAGUGCUCUGCAGUUGGGAAGACUGGAUUCCCCUUGGAUCUAGUAGAGGAUUCAAAUCCCUGGCAGAAAGUGUCCUGUGCUCCACAACCUCAUAUGUGCCUUAGAGGAUUCACGCUAUCCAAGUGGUGCCUAUUACAGACCACUGAUUUUCACACCAGCUAGCUUUGCAACCAAAAAAGCAGUUUAAACCCAGCACCAUGUUUUGGGCUGGAAAGUGAAGGGCAAGUGGGCAGAAGUGCCUUUGAACAGUUUCAAAACCCUUUUUACUUCUCCCCCUUUUGCAUUGCUAGCUCCAUAUGUCAGUCUCUUGCUAGUUUUGCUAUUGAGUUGUUAUAGUGGAACACGACUUAUGCCUGCUCUGACACUGGCAGAAUAACUAGUUUGUCAUUGUCUUUCUUUGAAAGAAUAAAGAGUGGAGUGGUUUGUAGUUUGUUUAAAUAAAUGUUUAAACUAAU
Chelonoidis abingdonii (Abingdon island giant tortoise) is the source of this 5489-nucleotide messenger RNA. It is a transcript of the gene NEK9, whose product is annotated as NIMA related kinase 9. NCBI's taxonomy places the organism in Eukaryota, Metazoa, Chordata, Testudines, Testudinidae. The record is from RefSeq and is a predicted model, not a curated record. Gene Ontology annotation, cellular component: centrosome. Gene Ontology annotation, molecular function: protein kinase activity; protein kinase binding; ATP binding. Gene Ontology annotation, biological process: protein phosphorylation.